Molecule: messenger RNA, 1846 nt
Organism: Talpa occidentalis (Iberian mole)
Lineage: Eukaryota; Metazoa; Chordata; Mammalia; Eulipotyphla; Talpidae
Gene: DDX52
Product: DExD-box helicase 52
Exons: 15
Coding region: 45-1841 (598 amino acids)
Biological process (GO): maturation of SSU-rRNA
Molecular function (GO): nucleic acid binding; ATP binding; RNA helicase activity
Source: RefSeq, a predicted model, not a curated record
UUUCUGCGCAGGCGCCAUGAGACCGCGACGCUUUCUGGGUAAAAAUGGAUGCCCACGAUCUGUUUCGCCGGCUCGGCGCGGGAGCCAAGUUCGAUGUGAGGCGAUUCUCAGCGGACGCAGCCCGAUUCCAGGUAGGAAAAAGAAAGUAUGAUUAUGAUUCUUCAGAGGUGCUUCAGGGACUGGACUUUUUUGGAACCAAGAACUCCGUCCCAGGUGAGGCUGGAGCAUCAGGAACUAAUGAGGAGUUCCAUGGUGAAGAGAAAAAAGAAGAGUGCCUAGCUGAAAGGAAGAGAGAACAGAGGAAAAAGAGGAAAAAGAUGACUUCAGAAAUUAUUUCUCAAGAAGAAGGUUCUACUAUACAAUGGAUAUCAUCUGUAGAAGCCAAAAUUGAAGAUAAAAAAGUUAAAAAAGAAAAUAAACUAACUUCAGGAAAAUUGGAGCAUCUCAGAAAGGAAAAGAUAAACUUCCUCCGGAAUAAACAUAAAAUUCACAUCCAAGGAACUGAUCUUCCUGACCCAAUUGCUACUUUUCAGCAACUUGACCAGGAAUAUAAAAUCAAUUCUAAACUGCUUCAGAAUAUUCUAGAUGCAGGCUUUCAGAUACCUACCCCAAUCCAAAUGCAAGCCAUUCCAGUUAUGCUCCAUGGUCGGGAACUUCUGGCUUCUGCUCCUACUGGAUCUGGAAAGACUUUGGCUUUUAGCAUUCCUAUUUUAAUGCAGCUGAAACAACCAACAAAUAAAGGCUUUAGGGCCCUGAUUAUAUCACCAACGCGAGAACUUGCCAAUCAGAUUCACCGAGAAUUAGUAAAAAUCUCUGAGGGAACAGGAUUCAGGAUACACAUGAUCCACAAAGCAGCAGUGGCAGCCAAGAAAUUUGGACCUAAAUCAUCUAAGAAGUUUGAUAUUCUUGUGACUACUCCAAAUCGACUAAUCUACUUAUUAAAGCAAGAUCCUCCGGGAAUAGACUUAACAAGUGUUGAAUGGCUGGUAGUUGAUGAAUCAGACAAACUGUUUGAAGAUGGCAAAACUGGGUUCAGAGACCAGCUGGCUUCCAUUUUCCUAGCCUGCACAUCCCACAAGGUCAAAAGAGCUAUGUUCAGUGCAACUUUUGCAUAUGAUGUUGAGCAGUGGUGCAAACUUAAUCUGGACAAUGUCAUUACUGUAUCUAUUGGAGCAAGAAACUCUGCUGUAGAGACUGUAGAACAAGAACUUCUCUUUGUUGGGUCUGAGACAGGAAAACUUCUGGCUAUGAGAGAACUUGUGAAAAAGGGUUUCACUCCACCUGUUCUUGUUUUUGUUCAGUCCAUUGAGAGAGCUAAAGAACUUUUUCGUGAGCUUAUAUACGAAGGUAUUAAUGUAGAUGUUAUUCAUGCAGACAGAACACAGCAACAGAGAGACAACACAGUCCAUAGCUUCAGAGCAGGAAAAAUCUGGGUUCUUAUUUGCACAGCAUUGCUAGCCAGAGGGAUUGAUUUUAAAGGCGUUAACUUGGUGAUCAACUAUGAUUUUCCAACCAGCUCAGUGGAAUAUAUCCACCGGAUAGGUAGAACUGGAAGAGCAGGGCAUAAAGGAAAAGCUGUUACAUUUUUCACUGAAGAUGAUAAACCAUUAUUAAGAAGCGUUGCCAAUGUUAUACAACAGGCCGGAUGUCCAGUACCAGAAUACAUCAAAGGUUUUCAAAAACUACUAAGCAAACAAAAGAAAAAGAUGAUUAAGAAGCCAUUGGAAAGGGAGAGCAUUAGUACAACACCAAAAUAUUUCUUAGAAAAAGCUAAGGAUAAAAGGAAAAACAUCACUGAUCAGAACAGCAAGAAGAAAGUAACUCUUGAAGAUAAAAAUUAAAACAG